Molecule: messenger RNA, 1806 nt
Organism: Penicillium riverlandense
Lineage: Eukaryota; Fungi; Ascomycota; Eurotiomycetes; Eurotiales; Aspergillaceae
Product: cystathionine gamma-synthase
Exons: 5
Coding region: 1-1806 (601 amino acids)
Biological process (GO): transsulfuration
Molecular function (GO): pyridoxal phosphate binding; cystathionine gamma-synthase activity
Source: RefSeq, a predicted model, not a curated record
AUGCUGCAAGCGCUAGGAGGCACUGUGCCUCCCAACACCGACCAUGCCGUCAGCGUAUCGCUCCCGACGUGGAGAUCCAACGUCGGCUAUGAGGAAGGAGAGGACUGGGUUAUGAGCAAGAUGCAACUAGGCUAUCCUCGGUUCUUCGUGCAUCCCACUAUCCAAAGACUCGCCCAGGAGAUCAUCCGUCGCCACGGGGACCCCAAUACCGAGGCAGCCACUUUGUUUGCGUCCCCGAAAACGGCGCGCAUCUGCUACUCGUUCAUUAUAUCCCGCUGUCCGGCCGACGCGACGCCCAAAGUCCGAAUCGUGAACUUCAUUCCGUCCCCGCAUACCGAAGCGACUUCAAUCACGUCCACCUUGUCGAGCGUUAUCUACCCCAAGGAAUAUGCGCCGGUUGCCAAACAGGUAUGGCAACAUUCUGGAAACGGCAUAUCCAGUCGGCGCGGCGAGUUCUGUCUUGGUGCCCUGGAGGACGGGUUCUUGGUGGAAGACAAGGGCUUCUCGACUGCGGAGUUGAUUGCGCAGCGACCCUGUAAGGGACCCCGGAGAUACCAGGGGAGAGGAGCUCUGAACGGCAUCACACGGGGCUCCGCACACGCUGCGGGAUCCGGAGAUUUGCCCGCGGCAAGUAAUGGGGUCCAAGAUGGACGGGAAUAUGGGCAGUUCAUCGAAGAGCGAUUCGGCCGCAACCUGAGCCCUUCGCUGACCAACCAGGCAAAGCAAGCCGUGCGGAGACGCAUUGCAGGCGUGCUAACAGCUGACGUUGACCUACCCGCGGCCCUCGACGAGAAGGUGUCCGAAGGCCGAGUGGCCGGCAUUUCAGAGGACGAUGUCUUCCUCUACCCCUCCGGCAUGAGCUCUAUCUUCAACUCCCAUCAGAUCAUCAUGGCUGCUCGAGGGGAGAAGAAGAGCAUCUGUUUCGGAUUUCCAUACAUUGAUACGCUAAAGAUCCUCCAGAAAUGGGGACCGGGAUGUUUGUUCUAUGGCAACGGAUCAUCUGAAGAUCUGGAUGACUUGGAAACUCGUCUGAAAAAUGGCGAACGGUUCCUCGCACUCUUCACAGAGGCACCCGGAAACCCACUGCUGAAGACCCCCGAUCUGGUCCGGAUACGCUCGUUAGCGGAUCAGUAUGAUUUCGCUGUUGUGGUCGAUGAAACAGUUGGCAAUUUCCUGAACAUCAACGUGCUUCGAUAUGCAGAUAUUGUGGUCAGCAGUUUGACCAAAAUCUUCAGCGGAGACAGCAAUGUCAUGGGAGGGAGUGCCGUUCUCAACCCAUCCGGGCAAUAUUAUCAAAGUUUGAAAGAAACAUUUGCCCGCGAGUAUGAAGAUAUCUAUUGGGCGGAGGAUGCUCUUUUCCUGGAGCGAAACAGCCGAGACUUUGUGUCCCGAAUUGACAAGAUCAACGCCACCUCUGAAGAUAUCACGGCCAUGCUGAAAGCAUCUCCUCUAGGCAAGUUGAAAGAAGUGUACUAUCCCAAGUACAGCCCUACGAGACUCUUCUAUGACAGCUUCCGCAAUCCCAAUGGCGGUUAUGGAGGCCUCUUCUCUGUCACGUUCUACUCAACUGCUGAAGCUAUCGCCUUUUACGAUACUCUGGAAGUCCUGAAAGGCCCCAGCCUGGGAACAAACUUUACUUUGAGUUCCCCGUACACUCUCUUGGCCCAUUAUGGCGAACUUGACUGGGCGAAAUCCUUCGGAGUGGAGUCGGAUCUGGUCAGAACCAGCGUUGGGUUGGAGGACGUGGCCGAUCUGCGCUCCAGGGUACAACGCGCCCUGGACGCCGUAGAAGCUGCCAGGAAAUGA